AUGUCCGACACUCAUUAUCAGUCGUUGGGUAUGUCCAACGCUUUGGAGAAGCAAAGAGCCAGGUCAAAGCGAUCCAAAUUGAUUGUAAUUGGGGCUGUUGUCGGCCUAAUCGUGUUGAUCGCUAUAGGUGUGGUUGUUGGGGUAGUCGUAACCAAGAACAACAGCAGCAACAACGCUGGGGGUACGAAAUCGUCCUCAAGCGCUGGCGGCAAUAGUACUUCUGGCGGUAGCAGUACCUCUGGCGGCACCUCAACUACUAAAGGCAACGAUCCGAGCAAUUUUACCAAGGAUCCAAACCUUCAUAAAUCGUUCUAUGGCAUGGCGUACACUCCAGAAGGCGCUCUUGUGGAGUUUGGGUGCACCAAUACACUAGCGGGCGUCAUUAAAGAUAUUCAACUUCUCUCUCAACUCACAACACGCAUCCGUCUUUACGGCGCUGACUGCAACCAAACUGCGCAAGUGCUAGAAGCUAUAAAGCAAACAAAAGUUGACAUGGAAGUAUUUGUUGGCAACUACGUCGUACCUUCGGACACGCCUGGAUACCAAAGGCAACGGGACGCGAUACAUGAUGCAAUCGCGACAUACGGGACAGACCACGUCGCAGGGAUUACGGUUGGCAAUGAAUUCAUGCUUAACUAUCUCACGGACCAUGGAUCGCAAGACCCCAACAGCUCCGUGGGCAAUGAAGGGGCCGCCAUCCUUAUUGCGGACAUCAACGAUACCAAGAGUGGGUUGAGUUCGAUGAAACUUUCCAAAACCGUUGCCAUUGGUAAUUCGGACGCGGGAAGCUACUUCAAUAAUCAAGUCUUAUCUGCGGUUGAUUAUGGGAUGUCGAACGUGCACGCCUGGUUCGCGAAUACUACCGCAGAGGCAGCUGCGGCCUGGGUGAUGACGUUUUUCGAUGAGACAAAUGUCCAACCUGCAUCACUUUUGCCCAACAAGCCCAAAAUGUACAUUGCCGAAACCGGGUGGCCUACGAAAUCUUCAGACGCAGGAAAUGCAAGUAACGGCGCCGCAACUGCUUCCAUUAAGAACUUGCAGACCUUCCUUGAUACAUUUGUGUGCCAGGCAAACAAAGCUAACAUUGGUUACUUCUUCUUUGAGGGUUUUGAUGAGGAGUGGAAGGAUAUCAAGUUCGGAGGUGUCGAAGGCUGGUGGGGUUUGUUCAACAAGGACCGAACCCUCAAAGACUUGAAAAUUCCCAACUGCCCUCUGUGACGAAACUCGUUUCCUCCUCAGUUCCUUGCACGAACUUUUACGAACUUGUUUUAUCUAUAUCCUCGGACACUCUUUAGUAUCAUACACCAGUCGUAUAUCAUAUUACUUAUCAUUCAUUCCUUUUGAUACUUUAGUAGGUGAUGGCAUUACAUAAACCUCGGUAUCACU
Molecule: messenger RNA, 1386 nt
Organism: Laccaria bicolor S238N-H82
Lineage: Eukaryota; Fungi; Basidiomycota; Agaricomycetes; Agaricales; Hydnangiaceae
Product: glycoside hydrolase family 17 protein
Exons: 14
Coding region: 1-1218 (405 amino acids)
Biological process (GO): carbohydrate metabolic process
Molecular function (GO): hydrolase activity, hydrolyzing O-glycosyl compounds
Source: RefSeq, a predicted model, not a curated record